This is a messenger RNA of Mauremys reevesii (Reeves's turtle), 2799 nucleotides long. Its product is annotated as calcium/calmodulin-dependent protein kinase type IV-like. The transcript has 12 exons. The record is from RefSeq and is a predicted model, not a curated record. The coding region runs from base 1043 to 2242 and encodes 399 amino acids. Gene Ontology annotation, molecular function: ATP binding; calmodulin binding; calcium/calmodulin-dependent protein kinase activity. Lineage: Eukaryota; Metazoa; Chordata; Testudines; Geoemydidae. Gene Ontology annotation, biological process: protein phosphorylation.
AUGACACAACGAGAGAGAAACCCGUGCGCUGAUUUUUUAAUGCAGUGCUGAAUUGCUUGCAUGGAUGCAAAACUGUCUGCCUCUUCCUAGCCUUCUCUUUGCAGACGAGGGAGGCAUCUGAAAUGUGAAUUCCUGGGAUUUUCCAUAGCCAAGAGGACUGGGACCACAAGCUGCAAAUUUCAGUGGCUCAGCGCAUAUCGGAAAUCUUCCAAGAUUGCAAAUCUGGGAGUUGCUCUGGGAUGGCCCUGCCAGUUUGGGACAAUUUGCAACACGGGCCUUGAGCAUUGGGUCAAAGAAGCAGAACCGUAGUAGAACAGAAGUGAAGGUGCAGUCAGAGGCGCGGGUGUUUUUCUUGCCAACUGACCCAAAAUAUUUGGAACUUUAAAGAGCGAACAUUGAAUCGGGGACAAAUGUGCACAAAGGAUUCAUAAGAGCAAUGCUUCAAUAUGCAGCAAUUCCUUCUCUGCGAUUAUGUUCGUUCGGUAAUUAAAUCAAAAUGAAUAUUAAUCAAAUUGCAAAGAGCAACUAGCUGAAAGGAUUCAGGAUGAUGCAAGCCACCGGCAGAAGGAAGCAUGUUCCAGAAAUAGAGGACACCACUGAUGUCUUGAUUUCUGCCGUCUCCUGAGAAAAAUACCAAGACACAAAUCUCCUAAAGUGACCAUUCUCAAUGUGCAGGAAUAUUUGCUGUCUCUCCUAAUGUGCAUGGAGGGAGAUCCCUGCCUCAGCUAGCAUUGCUGGCAGAGUCUAUGAAAAUCAGGUUUUGGCAUUGAAAAGACAUGAAGGGGCAGGAAAAAUAAGGGGGCGUGCAGAGACAUCAUGAAAAACACAGUGGGGAGGAAUCGAUCUGACUAAGCCCAGCGUGCAGGUCCGUAAGGACAGAGAUUUGUGGAUAUAAUUUUAUUCCACCAGAGAAUCCCGAGAACUGCUUUUUAGUCCAUCUGCAUGUUUGACACUGGAAUAGGUGCGGAGGGUGGGAAGUCACAGCAAGAUUCCAAUCUCUGCCCCACGUCUAGCAGGAAAUUCCUUUCUGCGGCCCCCCAACAUGCCUGCCUCCAAACCCGGAGUGGAGUACUGGAUUGACGGGUCCCACCGCAACACUGCCCUGGAGGACUUCUACGCUAUGGGCCCGGAACUGGGAAGGGGUGCCACUUCCGUGGUGUACAGCUGUGAAGAGAAAGGAACCCACACGCAGUACGCGGCCAAAAUCCUGAAGAAGACGAUUGACAAAAAGAUUGUGCGGACGGAAAUCGGCGUCUUACUGAGGCUUUCGCACCCCCACAUUAUCAAGCUGAAGGAGAUCUUCGAAACGCCCUCCGAGAUUGUGCUCAUACUUGAACUAGUGACGGGAGGAGAGCUCUUUGACAGGAUUGUAGAGAGGGGAUUCUACAGCGAAAGAGAUGCAGCCCAUGUGGUCAAGCAGAUCCUAGAAGCUGUAUCUUAUUUGCAUGAAAAUGGAGUCGUCCACCGUGAUCUGAAACCAGAGAAUCUCCUGUAUGCAGACCUUUCCCCAGAUGCUCCUCUCAAAAUCGGUGAUUUUGGAUUGUCCAAGAUAGUGGAUGAGCAGGACACCAUGAAGACUGUUUGUGGUACUCCAGGAUAUUGCGCACCUGAAAUUCUCCAUGGCUGUCCAUAUGGACCCGAAGUGGAUAUGUGGUCUGUGGGUGUCAUAACGUAUAUACUGCUUUGUGGGUUUGAACCAUUUUUUGAUCCAAGAGGGGACCAGUACAUGUACAGCAGGAUACUGAACUGUGACUAUGAGUUUGUUUCUCCUUGGUGGGAUGAAGUCUCCCUCAAUGCCAAGGACUUGGUUCAAAAACUGAUAGUCUUGGACCCACAGAAGAGGCUAACAGUACAUCAAGCACUGGAACACCCCUGGGUCACGGGCAAAGCAGCUAAAUUUGCUCAUAUGGAUAGCACACAAAAGAAACUGCAAGAGUUUAAUGCCCGGCGGAAACUGAAGGCUGCAAUGAAAGCUGUAGUCGCUUCUAGCCGUCUAGGUAACCACGGGCAUCAUGACAGCUCCAGAAAUGGACGUACUCAUGAAGGUACCAAAGAACCGUGCCUGGCUCAGGGAGCUGAGAACUCCUGUCUUCAAGACAAUCCUGAUAGCUCUUCCAUGGCCAGCCGGCCAGAAUCCAGCACAACAGGUCCCUCGGCAAAGGCAGAGAACCUGGAAGCUUUCCAAAGUGAUUGCCCUGCAGCUCCCAAGGUUGCGUUUAAUGGGGCCAGCUGUGAAAGUUAGUUAUAAAUAUGGCUGACGGCUCUUAACAACUUUAACUAAACAAUAUCCCAUGACUCUUGGCCACAGCCAUAUGGAGAGGAGUAGGCAGAAGAAGACCGAGCAAUGGGAGGAGCAUCUGAGAAAUUAUUGGAAACUGGGACUUUGAAUAAUACAUAGCAUGUAGUAGAUGUGCUUUGAUAAGCACUUGGUCUCUCAUGUGACGCAUCCUUAUUUAAUGUCCUGUCUCCAGUACAAUUGUAACUGGUGGCUGUGUAUGUGGAUGUCUGUAUGGACCAACCUAGCAAGUCAAAGCUGGCAAGUUGAACUUUCAACAAUCUAUUCAUGGCCACCUUGUCUAUGGCAUAUGAAAGAGGAGCAAACAGCAGACAGAGGCAUUUUUACCUUCCCUACAAAAGAAAUUAGGAUGAACUACCAAAAAAAAAAGAUAGUCUGGGAACACUGAAUAACAAAGGAUAUUGCAACGAUAGACGGAACCAUGGGAAAAUACUACGCAAAAAAUAAAAAUCUAUCAUUUCAAAAAAGAAUUAUUCUGUAAAUAAUGAUAGCUUAAAGGUAGA